Elephantulus edwardii (Cape elephant shrew) is the source of this 1005-nucleotide messenger RNA. Its product is annotated as olfactory receptor 2A14-like. NCBI's taxonomy places the organism in Eukaryota, Metazoa, Chordata, Mammalia, Macroscelidea, Macroscelididae. Gene Ontology annotation, molecular function: G protein-coupled receptor activity; olfactory receptor activity. The transcript has 2 exons. Bases 1 to 1005 code for a protein of 334 amino acids. The record is from RefSeq and is a predicted model, not a curated record. Gene Ontology annotation, biological process: G protein-coupled receptor signaling pathway. Gene Ontology annotation, cellular component: membrane.
AUGAAAGGCAACCAGACGUGGAUCUCAGAGGUCACCCUGCUGGGAUUCCAGGUGGACCCAGCCCUGGAAUAUUUCCUCUUUGUGCUCUUCUCGCUGUUCUAUGCCUUCACUCUGCUGGGGAAUGGGACCAUCCUGGGGCUCAUCUGUCUGGACCCCAGACUACACACCCCCAUGUACUUCUUCCUCUCCCACCUGGCGGUUCUUGACAUGUCCUAUGCUACCAACAAUGUUCCCAAGAUGCUGGCAAACUUCCUUAGCAAGAAACAAACUAUUCUUUUCGCCCCAUGCAUAAUGCAGACUUUUCUGUAUCUGGCUUUUGCUGACACUGAAUGUCUGAUUUUGGUUGCCAUGUCCUACGACAGGUACGUGGCCAUCUGCCACCCGCUACGAUACACUGUCAUCAUGAGCUGGAGGGUGUGUACUGUCCUCACCAUCAUUUCCUGGGCAUUUAGCUUCCUCCUGGCCCUUGUCCAUACGGUCCUCCUUCUGCAGCUGCCCUUCUGUGGACCCCACGAGAUCAACCACUUCUUCUGUGAAAUCCUCUCUGUCCUCAGGCUGGCCUGUGCUGAUACCUCACUGAACCUUGUGGUCAUCUUUGCAUCCUGUGUGUUAGUCUUAGUGGGGCCCCUCUGCCUGGUGCUGGUCUCCUACACCCGCAUCCUCGUCGCCAUCCUGAGGAUCCAGUCUGGGGAGGGGCGCAGAAAGGCCUUCUCCACCUGCUCCUCCCACCUCUGCGUGGUGGGGCUCUUCUUUGGCAGUGCCAUCGUCAUGUACAUGGCCCCCAAGUCCAGCCACCCCGAGGAGCAGCAGAAGGUCCUUUCCCUGUUCUACAGCCUUUUCAACCCCAUGCUGAACCCCCUGAUCUACAGCCUGAGGAACGCAGAGGUGAAGGGCGCCCUCCGGAGAGCACUGCACAAGGAAAGAACAAUCAGAACACUUUUCAGUCUCCUUCAGAGAGAAUGUUCAGGAUGCUUUUUCCCCUUUAGGGAAAAGAUGAGUAAGUGA